AACCCAAACAAACAUUACGAAGGUAGAGGCGUGUGCCCCAGAAGUACUUAUAAUUUUAUCCUCUCGUUCCCCAUUAGCAGUGAAGAAAUAUUUUAAAAGUGAUUAACACUAAACGUAAAAUUGCUAGUCAAUCGAUGUUGUGCGUUUAAAAAAUCCGGAAGUAACUUCCCCAUCGCAUCGUAACUGCAGAACGGAGCAGAAUGUUCGACAAUGAGAUCAACAAUUACGUGCUGAAGGUAGAAUUGGCAAAAUGUUUCGGCAAUCUUGGAACGGUUUAUCUGGCACAGCACCGGCCCACCCGGCAGCACGUAGCCGUGAAAAAGUUCCUAGUGGAGGAUCUGAAGAACGACAUUACCUAUGUAAUGGAUGAGGCAAAGCACCUGCGCGAGUUCGACCAUCCAAAUAUCCUCAGCUACCACACAGCGUUUGUACACAAUCUCGAUCUAUACUUUGUUCUACCGCUCAUGUGUUACGGCUCGUGUAGGGAUACGAUGAAUAACUACUUCGAGAUUGGCUUCCCGGAGCCAAUUCUGGUGUGCAUCCUUCGGGACAUCUUACAAGGACUCGUGUAUUUGCACUGGAAAGGUUACAUCCACCGAUCGAUCCGGGCAAGCCAUGUCUUUCUCAAUGAAACGCGUGCCGUACUUGGUGGCUUUCGCGUGUGCACUAGCUUUCUUGGCGAAGGUAAACGGAUACGCAAUCUGCACGAGCUUCCACCACACUCUGUGAAAUCACUGAACUGGCUAGCACCGGAAGUUCUGGCACAGAAUCUGACCGGCUACACGGAAAAAUCGGACGUGUACAGUUUGGCGAUGACGGCAUACGAGCUGGCAAACGGUGUGGAGCCAUACUUCAAUAUUACGGCCACACUUAUACUGGCGGAGAAAUUAAAAGGUGGCGUUUAUCUACCGAUGCUGCUGGAUGCAACUACCGUGCCGAGCGAAGACUCACAACCAAAUGAAGCGGCAACACCAUUGAGACAGAUCUAUGCCUCCAGACAAUUCUCCGAUGCGUUACACAAUUUUGCCGAACAAUGUUCGGAAAGGGAUCCGAAAAACCGACCCAAUACCUCCGCCUUAUUAUCGCACCCUGUAUUCAAACUGGUUACUCACACCAACAUUCGAGAGCAGUUUGCACUACACUGCAUACAAACCGUCGACUUUGAUUCAAUUCAAGAUUCCGACAUAAAUCUGACCGACAGCUUCUCGCAGAUGCGUAUGGACGCUGGAGGCUCCUUCGAGUGGGACUUUGAUGAAGCGUAACGGUGAAAUAAUCAAAUAAUAACGGUGAAAUAAGCAAACGUAAAAUAUUCCAUCUGUUGUAAAAGCAGCGGUUUGGCCGUUCUUCAUAAAUAAAAACAUUCAAAGCGGAAUGUGUUGGCAAUUAGGAAAAUUUCUUCGAUUCCUAUAAAUGUUGUAACACGGCGCAGAAGUUACAUAAAAGCUAAUAGAAACAAGGGAAAACAACCACAUUUGGAUGAUGUUUUCAAGAAACAUUUAAUUCCACUGCUGUUUGCAACAGAAGAUCGUCCAGAUGUUGUCCAGAACCAACGGACGGUGAAAGAGAACCAGAAACAAAAUAUCUAUAAUCUCAUCGUUGCGGUAGAAGUUACCGCACUUUUGUUUCGUGGUGUUACUGCUAUAAUUAUGUUUUUUAUCGGCUUUAUAACGCGUUGCAUAGUUUCACAUUAUAUACACGAAAAAUACAAAAAAGUGAUAAAAAACUAAUAAAAAAAUACAAUUUAAAACA
Anopheles funestus (African malaria mosquito) is the source of this 1749-nucleotide messenger RNA. RefSeq names its product STE20-related kinase adapter protein alpha (gene Stlk). The record is from RefSeq and is a predicted model, not a curated record. Gene Ontology annotation, biological process: protein phosphorylation. Bases 201 to 1262 code for a protein of 353 amino acids. The transcript is spliced from 3 exons. Gene Ontology annotation, molecular function: protein kinase activity; protein serine/threonine kinase activator activity; ATP binding. NCBI's taxonomy places the organism in Eukaryota, Metazoa, Arthropoda, Insecta, Diptera, Culicidae.